CACGACAGCUACGAUCGUAAUUCCUGCGGCAUAACACUCAGUCACCUGCCUGUCGUCUCAGUCGCGCACAAUGGAAAUUCCGGAAAUCAGAGACCUCGAAGGUUUAUUACGUCAUCGAAUCACAGGUAAAAUCAUCAGAGUCGAUGCUACCGCCUUAUCCGCAUUCGGGGAGAAUUUCGGAAGUAUUAUGGCCAAAGUGGAUAUCGUCCACGCGAAUGGAUCCAAAGAAGAAACCUUACACGCUGUAGCCAAGCUGAUCCCUACGCUGGAGUUCAUCAAAGAGAUAUUUAAUACUCAGGUGACGUUCAAGAACGAAAUCAACUGGUACCUCGAGGUGGUUCCAGCACUUCAAGAAUUCCAGAAGGAGGCGGGAGCGAAGAUGCUGGCAGAUUACUUCGCAGAGCUUUACGGCGCUAGGAUCAAUUUGAGUCCGAACAGUGACGUCGUUGAUUCGGACGCCGUCAUCCUGAUGGAAAACUUGAAAGUGGAAGGUUAUACGAACAUCGACCGUAUGGAAGGCUUCGACCUGGAGACGACCAGACUGAUUCUGGAUCAUUUGGCGAACUUCCAUGCAACCGCCAUAGGCCUAAAACUGAAACGACCCGAAGUGUUCGAGAAACGCGUCAAACCCCACCUCACCGAAUGGAUACCGCCUUCGACCGAUAAUUUCAAGCAAAUGAUCGCCGAUUUCUUGGACGGGGCAGGUGAAGCAUCCAAACACAAAUCCAAGUUCAUCAAAUGCCUCUCGAAACAAUGGAGGAGGAAAAUUAACGAACCCUGGGCAACCAUAACCCACAACGACUUCUGGGUCAACAACGUCAUGGUCAAACACGAAGGCCACCACGUGACUAGCGUCAAGUUCGUCGACUUUCAAGUCGUAGACUACGGGUCGGUCGCCAGUGACCUGCUGUUUUUCCUGCUGGGUAGCGUUCAACUGUCGGUGAUCAAGUACCACUUCCAGAAACUCCUCAAGUACUACUAUGAGAGAUUCGUGGAUACUUUAAGGGAUCUGAGAGUCGACACCAGAGACUUCACUUACCAAUCUUUCGAGAAGGAGUUGGACUCCGAAGGGGGACGACAGGUGGCGCACGUGGCACCCAUGUUAUUCGUGAUCAUGGGGCCCAAGAAUGCGGCGCCGCCCCCGCCUCCCAAAGAGGGCGAACCAAUGAAGUUUCCUCCGUUCAAACCGCCGCUCAAUUAUUACGAGAAACUCGGGUUUAUCGUUGAUGAGGCAGUGAGACGGAAGUGGAUAUAAUUUGUUGGGGUCGCUUAAGUUGAUUUGUUUAUUUAUUUGUGUCUAAUAAAGCGCAUAUCACGGAGUUCGGAGUUCGUAUAUGAAGUCUCUU
This is a messenger RNA of Cylas formicarius (sweet potato weevil), 1346 nucleotides long. RefSeq lists its product as uncharacterized. The record is from RefSeq and is a predicted model, not a curated record. The coding region runs from base 71 to 1255 and encodes 394 amino acids. The transcript is spliced from 2 exons. NCBI's taxonomy places the organism in Eukaryota, Metazoa, Arthropoda, Insecta, Coleoptera, Brentidae.